AUGUCCUCGCCACCUCCUACAAAACCCCCUCGUGGGGUGAAGCAAGGAAAAGAAACGAGUGGUUUGUUAAUGUCAGUGAUCCGCACACUCUCGGCGAGUGAGACAAAUGAACAGCGCGAGAAGGAGAGAGCGAAAUUAGAAAAGGAGUACAAGAAGAGUGAUGCAAGACUUGAUGAACUGGUUGCUGCUCAUGCACAGGAGAUUAUGGAUGUUAUACAGAAGUUCACGCAAGUGGGCGAAGCGCUGACGACGUGGGGGCAGCACUCGGAGUCGGCGGUGGCGCGGCUGGCGGCGUGCCGCGGCCUGCUGCGCCUGCGCCGCGACGACCUGCGCCGCCUGUGGGCCGACGCGCGCACGCACCACUACGCGCUGCAGAUGCUCACGGACAUUGAACGAGUGGUGGUGUCGGAACGAGAAACCCGCGAAUCUUUACAAGCGGGUCGAGUUUUAGCUGCCGCUCAUACGCUGCGCGCUGCUUUGACUACAGCCGAUACCACAUUAUCGCACGUCACGGCACUCAAUGCCACCAGGCAGCAUUUGGAGGCGAAGAAACGCGAGCUGGUGGACGUGAUUGUCCGGCGUCUCAGCGACGCUGUGUACCGCAGCGAACGCCAGCCGUUGUCGCGACGUGUGUCCGCCAGACGACGCAUCGCUUUGCUGUUAGCUGAACUAACGAAGUCCUCGGAAGUGACAGACGCAUACCUGCAGGACAUAACGCCCGAGCUGGAAGCAUCGCUGGCUGAAGAUGACGUUACAUUUGAGACAACAGUUAUGAUAUCGUUCGAGGCGCUGGGAGUGCUCGAACAGUUGAGGGAGGCUACUGAGAAAUUCAAAUGCCAAAUCCAGAACGAACUGCUCGAAGUGAUAGACUCGGUUUCUCGUCGCAUUAUCGAAGAAGGGGACAUCGACCCAGACCACGAGUGCGAAGAGGAUGGCGCUACACCGGAGAGCGAGACAGUCUCCGAAAGCGGUCGACCUUUGGCCAGGCUCGUUGCUAACUUGGCGGAUGAAUUUAGAGCUUGUGCGGCUAGGAAUAAGAGAUUAUUGCAACUAUGGCGCGCCGCUCUACAAAAACACAAGUAUUCAGACUCGAGUCUACACACGGAGCAACAUUACUGGAGUGCUGUACAACAAGUUCUGCAGCUGCUGCUGACGGAGUACCUGGAGAUCGAGAGCGUGAACCUGGCGGCGCUGCGCGGCGCCGGCGCGGCCGAGCCGCCGCCCGACCUGCGCCUGGCCGACUACUUCGCCAAGAAGCGCCUGCCCCGGAGGCGGCCCAAGCUCUUCAAGCUCGCCGGUACCUGCAUGUCUAUUGUCGGGUCACUAACACUAGCGCGGAGUUAAGGAACGGCAGGAUUUUUACAAUUUAGCUCCUCUGUCUGAGGUCGUAGGUAGGGUCGCCUCAGUGGAAUUUAUUCC
Molecule: messenger RNA, 1419 nt
Organism: Hyposmocoma kahamanoa
Lineage: Eukaryota; Metazoa; Arthropoda; Insecta; Lepidoptera; Cosmopterigidae
Gene: Sec8
Product: exocyst complex component 4
Exons: 9
Coding region: 1-1344 (447 amino acids)
Biological process (GO): exocytosis; Golgi to plasma membrane transport; chemical synaptic transmission
Cellular component (GO): growth cone membrane; exocyst; synapse
Source: RefSeq, a predicted model, not a curated record